AUGAAGUCGAAUGUUCUCCUCUUCCCCGUCCAGUUCUGCUUCCUUUUCUGUUGCUGGAGAGCAAUCUGCUGCAGAAGCUGCGAGCUGACCAACAUCACCAUCACGGUGGAGAAAGAGGAAUGUAGCUUCUGCACAAGCAUCAACACCACGUGGUGUGCGGGCUACUGCUACACCCGGGACUUGGUGUACCGGGACCCAGCGAGGCCCAACACCCAGAAAACAUGCACCUUCAAGGAGCUGGUCUACGAGACGGUGAGAGUGCCCGGCUGCGCUCACCGCGCAGACUCCCUGCACACGUACCCGGUGGCCACCGCGUGUCACUGCGCCAAGUGUGACAGCGGCAGCACCGACUGCACCGUGCGGGGCCUGGGGCCCAGCUACUGCUCCUUCAGCGACGUCAGAGAGUGA
Messenger RNA from Odocoileus virginianus texanus, 408 nucleotides. The record is from RefSeq and is a predicted model, not a curated record. NCBI's taxonomy places the organism in Eukaryota, Metazoa, Chordata, Mammalia, Artiodactyla, Cervidae.